This is a messenger RNA of Coprinopsis cinerea okayama7#130, 918 nucleotides long. RefSeq lists its product as hypothetical. The coding region runs from base 1 to 918 and encodes 305 amino acids. Gene Ontology annotation, biological process: transcription by RNA polymerase II; transcription initiation at RNA polymerase II promoter. Gene Ontology annotation, cellular component: transcription factor TFIIA complex. The transcript is spliced from 4 exons. Lineage: Eukaryota; Fungi; Basidiomycota; Agaricomycetes; Agaricales; Psathyrellaceae. The record is from RefSeq and is a predicted model, not a curated record.
AUGAAGCCAGAAUUCGACGAGUUUGGCGUCUCAGAAGAUGUCCUCGCUGAACUCCAGCAUAAAUGGGAGAGCAAGGUCAUUGCCUCGCAUGUUGCUGACUUCGAGCCGCCCCAGCAGCAAGCAGCGGCAGCGCAGCCUGCGCCCCAUCCUCCGCCAAUUCAGUACCCUCCGCAUCCAAUGCAUAUGAUGCAAACCCAUCCACAUUACGCGAAUCCUUAUGCCCAUAUGGCUGUUGCUGCUCAAGCUCAGCCGACGGUGAAGACUGAGCCCAACGAUAGCGCUCGCUACAUGCUCAAUCCGUACGCUGCCCUGCCGCCCCUCCCCGGGCCAAAUGUAGGUGCAGCGCGUCCACCUACGUUGCCACCCCACCCAGGAGGUCAGACUGCGGUUUAUACUCUUACCAGACCAUUGCAAACUCAGCCCAACGCUUCAACAGCCGCCAGUGUGGCACGACCUGUGUAUACUCCCCCUCAGCCUGCUUCUCAGAUGCAGCCGGUUGCUGCUACGGCGGCGAACGGGCAGCAACAGCAGCAGCAGUCUGCGCCUGUGCAGCACAGGAUUCCUCAGGUUGACGGUCCUUCUGAGUCAUCGGACGACGACGACUCUCCGUCGCCGCCUCAUCCGGCCUUUGCCCCAAGAACGAACCAUCCUUCCUUGCCUCAGCCAGCAGCUGCUCCGGCGAGGCCAAAGUCGCCCGUCGAUUCAGAGGCAAUCAACAGCGACUUAGAUGAUUCCGACACUGAUAAUGACGAUGAUGGGGAUGAGGGCGGAGCCGGUGAAUCGGACAUCGUGUUUUGCACUUACGACAAGGUUGCCAGAGUGAAAACCAAGUGGAAGUGCGUCCUCAAGGAGGGCAUGAUUCACGUCAAUGGCAAGGAUUACCUAUUUUCCAAAUGCACUGGCGAGUUCGAAUGGUAA